CAAUGAGCGGGCUGCUCCUGCCGCCCUCCCGCCCUCUCCCUCCCGCUGUCCUCCUCUCUCGCAUCCUUGCCCCCGGGGAAGAGGGGAACGAGCGGCUUCGGGGAGGUGGCUGUCUCCGGCGCCCAGCGACCAUCUGCCCACAGGAACGAGCCAGCUACCGACCAUGACGGACACCGUGCCAGGACAAUUUGCUGCCUUGCUGGAGGACCUGUCGUCCAAUAUCACUUUGGAGGACCUGGCCCAGCUGAAGCUGGCCUGCAAGGAGGACAUCCCGAGCGAUAAGAACGAGGAGCUGACCUGCUGUAAGGAAUGGUUCAGCUUCCUCGAGAAACACGACAAACUCUCCAAAGACAACCUCUCAUACAUCGAACACAUUUUCGAGAUGUCCCGGCGACCCGACCUCCUGACCAUGGUGAUUGACUACAGGACCAAGGUUUUAAACAUCUCCGAGGAUGAGGAGGUGGACUCCAAGUUUACCCGCAUCCCCAGUGCCAUCAAGUACAAAGACAUCCUUCGGCAGCCAUCUGAGGACGAGAUCAUCAAACUGAAACUGCCCCCCAAGAAGGCCUGAGCCGUGGCCAGUGAAGGCCCUGGAGCAAGCAAAUGGGGGAGAGAGCGAGAGCAAGAGAGAAUGUGCGUGUGGGGAGGGGGGGGAGAAAGAACCUGCAUUCAGAAAUAGUGUUUGUAACAAGAAAAAAAAACUAACCCACCAGUAACAUUAACCUGUAACUUUGCAAAAAAAAAACUCCCUACCCCACCCACCACCAUACAUCAUGAUCUGUUGUGUUGUGUUACCGGGAUCUUCCUGUGCACCUGAAGCCUGCCCCCUUGGUGGAGGCAAAGAAGAGGCUACAACAGCCUUGGCCCCCACCCACCCCUAUCUAUCUAGCCUUCAACUCUAUGCAAAUUCUGAGAUAUUGGGUGGGAUGCAACACCAUCCCUCCCUCUCUACCCCCCCCCCCCACCCACCCAGCCCGGCCGACUGGAGUCAGGGUGUGACACCCACAAAGCCUGACGCCAAGUGGGGACUGAGGCUUUGGUCCGGGCAGGCCUUAAUUCUUUUGGAGGUGUCCCUCAGGACAGGAUGGGGGGUGGGGACAGAAACAGAUGGCAAGGUAAGCAGAGGCCAGCCGGUUGGGGGGAGGGUAGGGAAUAAUAAAAAUGGCCACCAGUUGGCAGGAGGAGUGAGAAAUGGCAAAGCCUCUGAGUUGAGAGAAGAGGGGAGGGGUACAGGGCCAGGAGAGGGAUUCCCAGCGGGAUGGGGCUGGCCUACAGCCAAUAGGCCUCAACCUCUGAAAAGUCUUAAUCACUAGGCCUCAGGCCUCGACCUGCACAACUUCCUGUUGGGUGGGGAGGAAAAGUGCCCCAGCUCCAGCCCUGGCCCCCAGGCCCAGGCUGUGGAGGGGCAGGCAGGGUCCCGGCGCCACAUUCCUGCUAACCUGCCGAUUAACAGCCAGUCCGUGUGCAAACCGCUGAAGCAUUACUGGAGUGUGUCAUUAAAUGCGUUGU
This is a messenger RNA of Mobula hypostoma (lesser devil ray), 1509 nucleotides long. Its product is annotated as astrocytic phosphoprotein PEA-15. The transcript is spliced from 4 exons. Lineage: Eukaryota; Metazoa; Chordata; Chondrichthyes; Myliobatiformes; Myliobatidae. The record is from RefSeq and is a predicted model, not a curated record. The coding region runs from base 164 to 571 and encodes 135 amino acids. Gene Ontology annotation, biological process: regulation of apoptotic process; MAPK cascade. Gene Ontology annotation, molecular function: protein binding.